This is a messenger RNA of Propithecus coquereli (Coquerel's sifaka), 809 nucleotides long. It is a transcript of the gene BTF3, whose product is annotated as basic transcription factor 3. Lineage: Eukaryota; Metazoa; Chordata; Mammalia; Primates; Indriidae. The coding region runs from base 229 to 549 and encodes 106 amino acids. The record is from RefSeq and is a predicted model, not a curated record. The transcript has 5 exons.
GGCCUCUCUCUAGCUGCCAUCUUGCGUCCCCGCGUGUGUGCGCCUAAACUCAGCUGGUCUUCCCGAGACCCUCUGAGCGCCAACCCUAGUCCCCCGCGCGGCCCCUUUUACGCUCCGACAAGGUACAAAAAGGCUCUGGACGCCGGCGUGGGAGGAGGACGGGAGCGGGGGCGGGAAGUUCCCGGAAGGAGCGAGACAGGGAGGGACAGGGCAGAGGAGAGGAAGGCGAUGCGACGGACAGGCGCACCCGCUCAGGCUGACUCUCGGGGGCGAGGUCGAGCCAGGGGCGGCUGCCCUGGGGGCGAGGCGACGCUGUCUCUUCCUCCACCUCGCGGCGGAACCCGAGGACAGGAGCCUCAGAUGAAAGAAACUAUCAUGAAUCAAGAGAAACUCGCCAAACUGCAGGCACAAGUGCGCAUUGGUGGGAAAUGCACUUUCAGAAGGACUGUGGAUGGAAAAGCACCACUUGCUACUGGAGAGGAUGAUGAUGAUGAAGUUCCAGAUCUUGUGGAGAAUUUUGAUGAGGCUUCCAAGAAUGAGGCAAACUGAAUUGAGUCAACUUCUGAAGAAGAUGAAACUUGAAGAAGUUAUUGGGAGCUGCUAUUUUAUAUUAUGACUGCUUUUUAAAAUUGUUUUGUUUAUGGAUCUGAUAAAAUCUAGAUCUCUAAUAUUUUUAAGCCUAAGCCCCUUGGACACUGCAGCUCUUUUCAGUUUUUGCUUAUACACAAUUCAUUCUUUGCAGCUAAUUAAGCUGAAGAAGCCUGGGAAUAAAGUUUGAAACAAAGGUUAAUAAAGUUCUUUGCGUAGUA